Molecule: messenger RNA, 1089 nt
Organism: Triticum aestivum (bread wheat)
Lineage: Eukaryota; Viridiplantae; Streptophyta; Magnoliopsida; Poales; Poaceae
Exons: 1
Coding region: 53-931 (292 amino acids)
Source: RefSeq, a predicted model, not a curated record
CCCACUUGGAAGUUUCAUCUGGCCAGGUAGCGAAACCCAAGCACCAGUAGCCAUGGAGCUCGUCUCAUGCAUUGCCAUGUGCCUCUCGCUCGCCUUUCUCCUCCCUUCCCCCGUCGCAGCGACGGCGCCAACCGGCAUGGUAGAGCGGGAAACCAAGCAGCACAUUCUGGCCAGCAUCCCGCCGCACUGGGAGGAGAACCCCGUGUUGUUUCUCACAUCGCCGUCCGGCAAGUACGCGGCCUACUUCAUGCGCAGCCAGACCGCGCCGGGUGCGGGCGGCCUCGGGGCCGACUUCUGCUACGUGGAGAUCCUCGACACCACCGAGCCGGGCGCGGAGGGGCGGAGCGUGUGGGAAUCGGAGUGCUUGGCGGUGAGCACCGUGAACACGUGCGCGCUCGUGUUCUCGUGGGAAGGACUGGAGGUGUUCGACGGGAGCAACUCUGUGUGGCACACGCACGACACGGAGUCGGUCGACAACAACUUCAUCAAGACCCUGCAGCUGGUGGACGAGGGUGACAUGCGCAUCCUCGACAAGGGCGGCGAGCUGGCGUGGAAGGCCAGCGACGAGCCGCGCGCCGCGCAACACUGCGGCAUGCCCGGCUCGCCUGGCUUGGCCCCGGCAAUGCCGCCGUUCGCUGAUCCAAUCGGAAAGGGGAGCAGCAACCUUCCAUUUGGGCAAGAUGAAGGGGGCAACGGCAACAGCUACGGUUCCGUCGGAGGAGUUGCACAACCCGAGCUGCCGUUGGCGCCGGGUGGCGUCGGUGGGCAGGGGCAAGCUGUGGAGAGCGUGGGGGAGACUAUGGGCCUCGGUAGCCAGCCACUGGUGGACAAUAGCCCAUACGACAGCGGUGCACCGGGGCGUCCAUGGGCUGGAGUUGCUAAUUUGGGUCUCAGCGUUGCAAUUGCCAUUGCCAUGGGCCUGGGUCUCUGAAUUUGGUACUUCCCUCUUGGUGGCUUCUUCGAUUUUUCUCAUGGGGAUACUGGUGGCAUCUUCGAUUUGUUAUUUAACUUGGUGGUAUCUAUUCUGGCGCAAUAAGCCAGAGGAUGUGUGGGUUUUUAUUUUUUGAGUUGAGGAGUGUGUGGUUUGGA